CAGUUGGACGGCCAGAAGUUUACAGCCAGUGCCUCCCUCGGCAAGGACCUUGGUACAAACCUUCACGUUGGGGACUCGAAGGAUCCGGAAGAGGUCGAGCUAGUUAAGAGAGAUAGAGGAAGCAGAAGAUACCACCAGUUUGGAUUCGUAGGCGGGCCUCUCAGAAUUCACAUGCUUAUCUGCACGUCUGGAAUCUGCGAGUCCUCCUGCUUGUCAUCUCACGACCCCGUUCUGCCCGUUCAGCCCAUCCAUAUCUGGCACCCAUCCUGUCAUCUUGUCCCGCCUGUCCGCCCUGCCCGCCCGUCCGUUCGUCUCAGGGUUCCUUAUCGAGAUGCCCCCAGUCUGGCCUCCUCCACAGCUCGGACGACAAACUCAAUCUGGCAGCUUGGCUCCGCAGGCCUCCCUGCUGGUCCCGGGCCAAGCUUUCUGUUUCUGUGGCAUUGCAGUCGCUCGCGCCCCAGGCCGGUCCAAGCUGGCUGCCGCGGCCUGGUGCUACCUUGGGGGAGGCGAGAAGGGGGGUGGGGUGCGACCUUGGAGCCGACAAGUUGGGUUCGAUAGAGCAGACAGGGGUAACCUACAUGCCAGCGGCGAUAUAGUCCUUGGCGUUGAUCUAGAAUGCAAUCACUGGCUGCCAACCAGUGAUUGCCAGUGGUCAGUGGUCCGCCGCCCGCACAUCAUUUUCGGUCCCCUGGUCAGCACACAACGUUUAUUAUUAUAAUAAGAUGGGGUCGUCCCUGGGAUGGGGACACACGCUGCUGCCGUCCUCCUCCACAUGCCGUUGCUUUGCUCUCGCAUGCUCCUGUGAACCUACCGUUCCUCUGGAUCCGCAGCUGUGCGCUUCCCCACGUCUAGGCAAGGCACAAGAAAACCGGCUCGGCACCUAGGACGCCCGUACGGUGCCAUCGAGUUGGCGUGGACGAACCAGAAUCGCGCGCGGGGCCGAUUUAGACGUGUGACGGUCGCAGUGGCACCGCCCUUAGUGCAGACCUUCGGCUCAACCUGAAGAUUUCCUGCCCGGCUGCCCAGGCUUGUCCUCUUCCACGUCCUCCUCUCACACAGACGCAGACUCAGACAUGGCCUCCAAGGAUUCAUCGUCCGUCGACGGCUCCCACGACGCCACCAUGAGCGCCGGCAGCACUGUUGUCUCGACACCACCGGUGGCGGGCCACAACAGCUCGGCCCAGCAGAACGUAUAUGUCAACCCGGACCCGGCCCUGGAUAUCUCCAACGAGCAUCACCACCCGCACGUCCACCACAACAAGACGGCGCUGCCGGAUGAGAAGGACGAUAUCGUUUUCGCCAAGUCCUCCAACAAGUACACCGGUGACGAUGAGAAGAACGCGCCUGCCCCUGACUACAAGGUGCGCCAGAUGUCAUCGUCCAACGACGAGGAGAGCGGCCGCGUUGGCGAUAUCGCGGACGAGGGCGAGGCGAAGAAGUCCUUCUCGUUCCGGUCGUUGUACAGGAGAUAUGUCUGGCUCAGGGCCGGCAUACAUGCCUUUAUCUGGCUGGUGUGGACCGUUUGGUGGAUUCACGGCCUCGUCAGGCAUCGCAACGACAGGUGGCUCGGCUGGCUCAAGCCGACGCUGCUGUACAUCGCCAUCACCAUCCGCGUCGUCACCCUCUGGAUCCCCAUCUCGGUCGUCAUGAACCCGGCCAAGGCCGUCUACCGCCACACCAUCUACCGCGGCUACGAGGCCAUCCCGGCCAAGCUGCACCAGCCCCUGGCCGCCCUCGGCACCGUCGGCGUCUUCCUCGUCGGCUCCAUGGUCCCCGCCGAGACGGGCCAGAACACGCGCGCCAACAGGGCCGUCUCGCUGUUCGGCCUGCUCGUCAUGAUCGCCGUGCUGACCGCCACCUCGCGCGACUGGCGCAAGAUCCCCUGGCACACCGUCAUCGGCGGCAUGCUGACCCAGUUCAUCAUCGCCGUCUUUGUCCUGCGCAGCCAGGCCGGCUACGACAUCUUCGCAUUUAUCUCCGAGAUGGCCCGCACCCUGCUGGGCUUCGCCGCCGACGGCGUCGAGUUCCUGACCGACGACAGCGUCACCAAGCUGACCUGGUUCCUGACGGGCGUCGUGCCGCCCAUCAUCUUCUUCGUCGCCCUCGUCCAGCUGCUGUACCACGUCGGCCUGAUCCAGUGGUUCGUCGGCAAGUUUGCGACCUUCUUCUUCUGGACCCUGCGCGUGUCCGGCGCCGAGGCCGUCGUCGCCGCCGCCACCCCCUUCAUCGGCCAGGGAGAGAGCGCCAUGCUGAUCAAGCCCUUCGUGCCGCACCUGACCCUCGCCGAGAUCCACCAGGUCAUGACCUGCGGCUUCGCCACCAUUGCCGGAUCCGUGCUGGUCGCCUACAUCGGCCUCGGCCUCAACGCCCAGGCCCUCGUGUCGUCCUGCAUCAUGUCCAUCCCGGCGUCCCUCGCCGUGUCCAAGAUCCGCUACCCCGAGACCGAGGAGACGCUGACCUCGGGCCGCGUCGUCGUGCCCGAGGACCAGGAGGACAAGGCCUCCAACUCGCUGCACGCCUUCGCCAACGGCGCCUGGCUGGGCAUCAAGAUCGCCGGCAUGAUCAUCGCCACCUUGCUGUGCAUCAUCGCCUUCGUCUCCCUCAUCAACGGCUUCCUCACCUGGUGGGGCCGCUACUGGAGCCUCGAGGAGACGCCCCUCACCCUCGAGCUCAUCCUCGGCUACCUCCUCUUCCCCGUCGCCUGGCUGCUCGGCGUCCCCAAGUCCGACUGCCUGCGCGUCGCCCAGCUCAUCGGCAUGAAGGUCAUCACCAACGAGUUCGUCGCCUUCAGGAACCUGAUCGACCCCGACCAGCCCUUUGUCAACAUGAACGAGCGCUCCAAACUGAUUGCCACCUAUGCCUGCUGCGGCUUCGGCAACAUUGGCUCCCUCGGUACCCAGAUCGGUGUGCUGUCGCAGAUCGCCCCUGGCCGUGCCGGUGACGUCUCCAAGGUCGCGCUGUCCGCCCUGUUCUCCGGCGUCCUGGCCACUCUGACCUCGGCCAGUGUCGCUGGCAUGUUGUUCACCGACGAUUUGAGCUAGGCGGUGGCUCUUCGUAGAGACACAUAUGCUCCGUUCGCCCCCUCCCGCGAGAUUGGGCAGGCGGUGCAGUGUCGAAUGUUCAGAGGGAAAAAAAAAAGAAUUAAAUCGUAAUGCAUUAGAAAACGAAUAAUAUGAAUGUUUUGCCCGUG
Molecule: messenger RNA, 3190 nt
Organism: Diaporthe batatas
Lineage: Eukaryota; Fungi; Ascomycota; Sordariomycetes; Diaporthales; Diaporthaceae
Exons: 3
Coding region: 1074-3041 (655 amino acids)
Biological process (GO): nucleoside transmembrane transport
Cellular component (GO): membrane
Molecular function (GO): nucleoside transmembrane transporter activity; symporter activity
Source: RefSeq, a predicted model, not a curated record